AACGGCCUUAUGCUCUGUUUUGUCUUCCCAUGCUGUAUGUCUAGUUCUCCUUGUGCUGCAUUUAGUGCAGCGAUGGAGGAGACAGUCAUUUGGGAACAGCACACAGUUACACUACACAGGGCACCAGGGUUUGGCUUUGGGAUAGCCAUAUCAGGAGGUCGAGAUAACCCUCAUUUUCAGAGUGGCGAGACCUCCAUUGUCAUCUCAGAUGUGCUGAAAGGAGGCCCGGCAGAAGGCCUGCUGCAGGAAAAUGACAGAGUGGUUAUGGUCAAUGCUGUCUCCAUGGACAAUGUGGAGCAUGCGUACGCUGUCCAGCAGCUUCGCAAAAGUGGGAAAAUCGCCAAAAUCACAAUCAGACGAAAAAGGAAGGUGCACGUUCCCAUGGGCCGGCUGGGGGAGAGAGAAACCAUGUCGGAACAUGACGAAGAGGAGGACAGCUACGAUGAAGAAAUAUACGAGACGCGGAGUGGCCGCAGUGGUGCUUACAGUGGCGUAGGCGGGGCCAUGGGCAGGCGCAGCGGUCGGGGCAGCGGGCGAAGGGACAGGGACCGCGAGCGCAGCGGCUCGCGAGAGAGAAGUCUGUCCCCGCGCUCGGACCGCCGCUCGCACAAUCUUCCCCCUCGGCCCGCCAAGGUCACGCUCGUCAAAUCCCGUAAAAAUGAAGCAGAAUAUGGCCUGCGACUGGCCAGCCAUAUAUUUGUCAAGGACAUCUCCCCCGAGAGCCUGGCAGCCAGAGAUGGCAAUAUCCAGGAGGGGGACGUUGUCCUGAAGAUUAAUGGCACAGUGACAGAGAACCUCUCCCUGAUAGACGCUAAGAAACUGAUAGAAAGGUCAAAGGGCAAACUAAAAAUGGUGGUUCAGAGAGAUGAUCGGGCGACCCUACUGAACAUCCCUGACCUCGAUGACAGCAUUCCAUCAGCCAACGCCUCUGACAGAGACGACAUUUCAGAUGUCCAUUCUCUGGCAUCCGACCAUUCUAAUCGAUCGCAUGACAGACAUCGUAGCAGCCGCUCCCGCUCCCCGGACAGGCGGUCCGAACCCUCAGACCACUCUAGACAUUCACCUCAACAAAUCAGCAAUGGCAGUCACAGAAGUCGUGAUGAUGAACGGAUGUCGAAGUCUGCUUCAACACCAGCAAAGCUAAUGGAGGACAUUCCUCUUCCUAAACCGAAGGAUUCGGCCAUUGGAAGAGAGGAGAAACAGCUCCCACCCCUCCCAGAGCCCAAGCCUGUAUAUGCUCAGCCUGGACAGCCAGAUGUAGACUUGCCCGUCAGUCCCUCUGAUGCUCCUGUGCCAAGCGCUGCCCACGAUGACAGUAUUCUACGGCCGAGCAUGAAGCUGGUGAAAUUCAAGAAGGGGGAGAGUGUGGGUCUGCGUCUGGCUGGAGGGAACGACGUGGGCAUCUUUGUCGCCGGAGUGCUGGAGGAUAGCCCAGCUGCUAAGGAGGGCCUGGAGGAGGGCGACCAAAUUCUCAGGGUAAAUAAUGUUGAUUUUGCAAACAUAAUCCGAGAGGAGGCGGUGCUAUUUCUUCUGGAUCUUCCUAAGGGCGAAGAGGUCACAAUUCUGGCUCAGAAGAAAAAAGACGUUUAUCGGCGGAUUGUGGAGUCGGACGUCGGAGACUCUUUCUACAUUCGGACACAUUUUGAGUAUGAGAAGGAAUCCCCAUAUGGGCUAAGCUUUAACAAGGGUGAGGUUUUCCGUGUGGUGGACACUCUUUACAAUGGAAAGCUAGGUUCUUGGCUGGCUAUUCGCAUUGGCAAGAACCAUCAGGAGGUGGAGAGGGGCAUCAUCCCCAACAAAAACAGAGCGGAGCAGCUCUCCAGUGUUCAGUACACACUUCCCAAAACGGCAGGAGGUGACAGGGCGGACUUCUGGAGGUUCAGAGGCCUUCGCAGUUCAAAGAGGAACCUGAGGAAAAGCAGAGAGGACCUGUCUUCCCAGCCAGUCCAAACAAAGUUCCCUGCUUACGAGAGAGUCGUACUGAGAGAAGCUGGUUUCCUAAGACCGGUCGUGAUAUUUGGACCUAUUGCUGAUGUGGCUCGAGAAAAGCUAUCCAGAGAGGAGCCAGAUCUCUUUGAACUCGCAAAGAGCGAACCCAGAGAUGCAGGAACAGACCAACGAAGUUCAGGAAUCAUUCGUCUUCACACCAUUAAACAGAUCAUAGACAGAGACAAACACGCUGUGCUGGACAUCACCCCGAACGCCGUGGACAGGCUGAACUAUGCUCAGUGGUACCCGAUUGUGGUCUUCCUGAAUCCCGAUAACAAACAGGGAGUGAAGAACAUGAGGACGAGACUUUGUCCAGAGUCCAGGAAGAGCGCCAGGAAGCUUUAUGAGCGAGCCAUUAAACUGAGGAAGAAUAAUCACCACCUGUUCACCACGACCAUCAACUUGAACAAUAUGAAUGAUGGCUGGUACGGCGCUCUGAAAGAAACAAUCCAGCAGCAGCAAAAUCAGUUGGUGUGGGUGUCGGAGGGCAAGGCGGAUGGCACUACAGAGGAUGACUUGGAUAUCCACGAUGACCGUCUGUCUUAUCUAUCGGCGCCAGGUAGUGAAUACUCCAUGUAUAGCACAGACAGCCGCCACACCUCUGACUAUGAGGACACAGAUACAGAGGGAGGCGCGUACACGGACCAGGAGUUAGACGAGACGUUAAACGAUGAAGUGGGUCUGCCCACGGAGCCUGCCAUCACCCGCUCCUCAGAGCCUGUAAGAGAGGACCCCCCUGUGAUACAGGACACCCCCGGGUACCCUGGAUACCAGCACCCUGUGCAGCCUGACUCAGCCAGCCGAAUGGACCCCGCUGGAUUCAAAAUGGCCGCACCACAGCAGCAAGGUGAGGCUGCCAUGUCCCUGCCCUCGUUGCCUCCGCCGGUGGUAGCCUCCCCAGCUGCUGAGCAGCCUGUACAACUAGAGGAGCCGCCUGCUGCAGCUGCAGCUCCUCAGGCUGACUCACUUAACAGCCCCAGCUCUGCCCCUGAGCUCAUUCAGCCCCCACCACCACCUCCACCACCACACGAACCCCACUCGUCUGGACCCCCUGGUCCAGAACCAAAGAUGUACAAGAAAGAUCUGUACAGUGUGGAGGACCCAGUGCGAAUCAACCACGGUCUGAAGCAAUCUUUGAGCUACAGUCACCAGCCGCCGUUUCAGGACAAACAGCCAUACCGUGAAUACGACCACCCGCCUUAUGGAUACGAUGGAGGCGGCUACUCAGAACCAAAGCCUCACAACUCUGACUCCCACCUGCACUACGACAACCGUGUGCCUCAUUACAACGAACAGUGGCCCCCAUAUGACCAGCAGACCUCGUCCUCCCAGCCCGCCGGGUACCAGCCGGGCCACCAGCAACCCAUGGGCUACAGUCCUCGCUCCCCCUACGAGGAUGGACCAGGGAGGGAGUACAGCCCCCCUCAGCCACGCUACGAUGAGGCCCCGGCGGUGGGCUAUGACAGCAGACCACGGCACAGUAAACCUGGGCCCAUUCGGUACGAUGAGCCCCCACCCCCAACAAGCUACGAUGCCCGUUCUCCUUAUGAGGUAGAAUCCCGCAGCUUUCCUAUUAAUUCCCCUCGCUCACCAGAGCCUCCAAAGCACUAUUACGGUGACUCCGGUCUGAGGCCCGCCUACAUGUCUGGGCUUCAAAACCGGGGUUAUAAGCCAGGGAUACACGAGCCUUUCAUGAACUCCGAACCCGCCACCCCCCCUCCGAAACCAGACACCCUGCCGUCACCAGGAGAGCCAGCAGUCACUCCCACCUCCAAGCUCCUUCCUCCUCCACCACGGGAAGACCUGGAUGAAGAUCCGGCCAUGAAGCCACAGUCGGUACUCAACAGAGUCAAGAUGUUUGAGAAUAAACGCUCUGUUUCAAUGGACAGAGCGAAAGAGGGAGAGUCUUCAGUGGCCAGGCCUGCAGAUGUUCCUAAACCUGUGAAUGCUCCUGCCCCAGUCCUGAAAGCCAAUUCGCUCACCAACCUGGAGCAGGAGAGGUCUACCUAUAGGGCUCCUGAGCCACAAAAGCCUCAUUCGAAGCCUCUGGAUGAUGUCGUGCGCUCUAACCACUAUGACCUAGAGGAUGAUGAAGAGUACUACAGGAAGCAGUUGUCCUACUUUGAUCGGCGCAGCUUUGACAGCAAGGCAAUAGGCCAACCCAGUCCUGGUAUCAACCGAUUUCACGAUCUGCCCAAAACCGCCCAGCUGUCCUACCCUUACAACAGGGUCGAGUCUGUGGAGAAGGUGAGCCCUGUGGACAAACGAUAUGAACCUUUGCCCCAAAUCAGCCCCUCCACUCAGUACGGACCCCCAGCACCCGCCAUCCCACCCAACACCUUGCCCAAACUCAGCCCCGGUGACGCCAACUCCAUACCUGAACCACUGAGCUCCCCCAAUCCUAAACCGGAUCUGCCAGCUCUCAGACCAACCAGCAGGGACGAACCCACGCCAGGUGGUUACCUGCCGCCCAGAGGCCUCCCCGACAAAGUCCCUGUUAACGGCACUGAUACAUCAUCCUCGAAAACACCGGGUGCUCUGCCUUCAACCAGCUACAACCGCUACGUUCCCAAGCCUUACACCAGCGCAGCCCGGCCCUUCGAGCGCAAGUUUGACAGCCCAAAGUUCAACCACAAUCUGCUCCCUAACGAUACGCAGGUGAAGACCGACCCCCUCCUCAGUAAGCCCGGAGUGGUGAGCAGCACCUCUGUGAAACCUCAGCUGUCACCGCAGCCCCUCGAUCACGACAGCGGCCUGGACACAUUCUCGCGCACCAUGGACAACAGGCCCAAGUACCAGCACAAUAACAUCAACGCCAUUCCCAAGGCCAUCCCUGUAAGCCCCAGCGCGUUGGAUGAUGAUGACGAGGAUGAAGGACACACCGUGGUAGCCACUGCCCGGGGGAUCUUCAACAGUAAUGGAGGGGUCCUGAGCUCCAUCGAGACCGGCGUCAGCAUCAUCAUUCCCCAGGGUGCAAUCCCAGAGAGCGUGGAGCAGGAGAUUUACUUCAAGGUGUGCCGCGACAACAGCAUCCUGCCCCCCCUCGACAAGGAGAAAGGAGAAACGCUGCUAAGUCCGCUGGUGAUGUGUGGCCCUCACGGACUCAAGUUCCUGAAGCCGGUGGAGCUGCGCUUACCUCACUGUGCGUCUAUGACCCCUGAUGGUUGGUCUUUUGCUCUAAAAUCCUCCGACUCCUCGUCGGGUGAUCCUAAAACCUGGCAGAACAAAUCUCUCCCUGGAGAUCCAAACUACCUGGUGGGUGCAAACUGUGUGUCCGUGCUCAUUGACCACUUCUGAAGAGGGCGACAGCUGGCCUGUUAAUGAAUGUGAUAAACGGUUGGGGCCCUGCACUGCGGCGGGGUGCACACAGCUCAACAAACUAUGAACUUGCUCCUCUCAUGUUGUUUACUGUGCCCAAAACUUUAAAAAGUAGAGAGAGACUUUCUCACACCCAGGUGAAGAGAGUCGGAGGAGUCCAGCAUCCAACGAGGCUGGACCUUUCUUCAUUUCUCAUUCUUUUCUUUAGUUUUGUUUUCAGUGUUUUCAAGGCUUGCAAAAAAAUAAAACAAGUUAUUUAAUCUAAGGAACUGAAGUUGGAAUGCAUGACCAGUGCUACAGGACUGGAUAAUCUCAUUUUGACAUUUUUAGCUCAUUUUUCUAAAAUGUUACAGUGGUGCGAAGGAAAAAAAAAAAAAGGAGAAUUUUAAAACCUUAUUUAAUAUGGCAGCAAGAUCUUUGUGUACUGUAAAGAAAAAAAAAAACCACAAACGGCAAAAUUUGUUUGUGAGCUCAGCGUUUCACUCAUGAAGGACCUUCGAGGACUUCUGAUUCACGAAGGAAGACGUAGGUGUGGUGAAGCUUAGAAAGUAAUGAAGGAUGAAAGUAUUAAGUAUUAGCAACGGACGUCCGUCCGCCCGUUUGAUCGGACGGACGGACAGAGCUCUCUCUGAUUAAACUGCUGUUUUUCUAGAAAAAAAAGAAGAAAACGUUUUAACGUAGUUAAAUAUACUGACUUGAUUUUACAAACUCCUGCUGUCUAGAGAUCUAUGCAUGUGCUACGACUCAGGUCCAGAAGCCUGCUACUACUAAGUUCAACACAUGAAAAACCCCAUCGUACACUGCAAGCAGUGAUGCCUUAUCUGCAUAUUAACUUUUCAGUGAAAACCUUCAAACAUGGGAUCCUUGAGUUAGAGCAGGAGGAACUAAAACGAAACGUGUUUCUGCAUUUCUCAUCAACAGUGAACUUGGAUUUAGCACACACCGAUUAAUUGGGGCUGAUGUUUAAACAGUAUGCUUUCUUUUACUGCUAUGCAUAUGAAGUCUGAGGAAAUACACAAAGCUAGAAGAUGUUUAAAACGUGGCUGUACAUACUGCUAGCAUAUGGCCUUGGUUCUCUGUAAAUGACCUUUUGUACAUCUUUGUUAUUUUGUAUAAAAGAGAAAAUGGUUUGUUUAAAAAAGAGGAAGUGGUUACAUUGGUUAUGUUUGUAUUCUGGUUAUACCCCUGAGCCUUGGAACUGACAUAAGCAGUAAUAAGUCCGACUUUUCUACCAACAUAUACACACAGACAGAUACACUACUUAAGGCAUUUUUAACUGUCAGAAAACUUUUUAUUCUUAUUUACAAACUAGAGAAGUGCUUGGUUUAACUGAUUUUAAAAAGAUGUACUUAAGGGGGGCUGCUUUGAAGAGUGGUCCCUUCCUUUAUUUGUGAUACUGGAUGCGGUAUUGUGUGCCCUGAAAUGUAUUUUUGUACUAAUAGAUGAUUUACUAUGGCACAUCAGUACUAUUUUUUUUUUUUUCUUUUGAUAUGAUAACACAGCUUCAAACCAACACUAGUUUAUUUUCCCGUGUGGCCAACAUUCUUUUUAUUUAUUUAGAUUUUAUUUCUGUUCAGUUUUUUUUUUUCUUUGCAACACAUUUCUAAGUAUACCACUGUAUUACUAAAUAAAUUCAUUUAUAAAGUGAA
This is a messenger RNA of Girardinichthys multiradiatus, 6956 nucleotides long. It is a transcript of the gene tjp1b, whose product is annotated as tight junction protein 1b. Gene Ontology annotation, molecular function: cell adhesion molecule binding. Gene Ontology annotation, biological process: cell-cell adhesion; cell-cell junction organization; positive regulation of blood-brain barrier permeability. The coding region runs from base 10 to 5286 and encodes 1758 amino acids. The transcript has 28 exons. The record is from RefSeq and is a predicted model, not a curated record. Gene Ontology annotation, cellular component: plasma membrane; bicellular tight junction. Lineage: Eukaryota; Metazoa; Chordata; Actinopteri; Cyprinodontiformes; Goodeidae.